AUGUCACGGUUUAAUCCUCAUCACAUCCAGGAAAUUCACUUGCAAAUUCAAGACCGGCCUGCUUAUUCGGACAAAGAUUAUCACCAUGGACUGCAUCGUCGACAGCUGGGCACUGCGACGCUGGAAAGCAUCAUCACGACAGUGGACGCAGCUGGAAGCACCAUUCUUUCGACUGUCACCAACCUCUUACCGACCGUGACACCCACAGCAACAUCGACUACUCCCACGGACACGGCCGCAACCACUGCAGCUACUACCUCGGAGUCCCCAGAUGGCAUCAUUGGGAGCGGCACAGACACAGCAGGGACGGGCGCCGAAGCCACGUCUACAUCCGCCGACAGCAAUAGUACGACGCCCACUCAAACCGGGUCUGGCACCUCGCAGACGGCCUCCGCUUCGACGCUCACAAACAGCAACACCAACGGCACAGCUACACAUCGUCAGACAGAUGGCUCUGGCACCGGUACUCGCACCACAUCAAGAACAUCUUUGAGGCCAGUCAUCUUGGCAACAUUGUCGAAUGGCGAUGUCCAAACCAUCACUCGGUCUAACAAGCCAUACAUCACGACUCUCUCCAAUGGCCAGCGGACGACCGUCUGCGACCGACAAGGCGACUGUCGCGUGUCGACCAAGAGCAACAACAACGACAAUAACAACGAUCGAACGACAUACACACCUUCCUUCUCGUCAAGUAGUGCGGCGGCGCAAAACACAAUCUCGUCGUCAGCCUUUGUUCCCGGGAUCAACGUCGGACAAAGCACAACAGCAGCUCCAAGCUCGACCAGCUCAGCGAGCAGCAGCAGUAGCAGCAGCAGUAACAACGACGACUCGACACCACCAGCCGGCACAAUCGCAGGCGGAGUGGUAGGCGGUGCCGCCGGCCUCGCAGUGAUCCUCCUCAUCGCCCUAGUCUUCCUCCGAUGGUACAAGCGUCGACGACAACAGGGCCACCAAGCCCUUCCACCCUCCUCCGCCAUGUCUCCCGCCGACGACGACCCCACCGUGUCUCGCAGUGGUGGCCCCGGCAUGGCCGAACGAGCGGGUCUCAUGCCCCUCGCAGCCGCCGUCCCCGCCCUCUUCCGCCAUUCCAACCGCAGCUCCGAGGUCCCCUCCAGCGAACGCGGCUUCACACGCGUCUCUGGUCGCAAACUCCCUUCUCAAUUCAGCGAAGGCAUGAGCAGUCCCGGCUACGGCGCAGGAGGUAUUGCCAGUCCUGGCUUCCCACACCCCGGCAGCGGACCCAGCAGUCCACCGCCCAAUAUGCCCCUCGCCCCGAACCGUGAACAGAACUUUAGCAGUCAGUCCUUCUACCGCGAUAGUAAUGGCUUCUACGGUGGUCCGGGGACGGGGGUGCAGGAAUCGCCUCCAGAUGGCCCAACACCCGAAAGUGAAGCCGGACCGAUGGAGAUUGCACUCUCCCCAGGCCCAAGGAGGACGCCGACGGUGCAUACAGGUGGUCCGUACGUGAUGAGUCCGAGCACUUCGGUGCCGGCGACCCCUGUGACCCCCACAGCGAGGGAUAGGGCGGCGAUGGGGAUGCACAGUCCGACGGUGCCGACGAUACCGCAGAGGAGCGGGACGCCGGCGAGCACGUAUACCGAUGAGAGGAGUAGUCGGUUUACUGAGGAGGUUUGA
Messenger RNA from Saxophila tyrrhenica, 1635 nucleotides. RefSeq lists its product as uncharacterized. The transcript has 2 exons. Bases 1 to 1635 code for a protein of 544 amino acids. Lineage: Eukaryota; Fungi; Ascomycota; Dothideomycetes; Mycosphaerellales; Extremaceae. The record is from RefSeq and is a predicted model, not a curated record.